GAUUUUGUGUAAAUUUAAAAAAAAAUAGUUAUAAACAGCUGAUAAUUCCAAAAUAUACUAUGAGAUUUCUCUUCUGGUUUGAAUAAUCAGAAAUAUCCCAGUAAACAUUAAUGAAUACAAAAGCAAGUUUUAUUGAUUACAGAAAAAUAAUUUUAAACAAUUUCGUCAUUGGAUUUGACCUCACAUUAAUUUAUAAUCGAAACGAACACCGAAGAUAACAAUGAUUGAAACAUGUUCGAAAAAAUGCAUGUUGUUGGGAACAGUUUCUUUAGGAAUAUUGACUCUCGUAAUCCUGAUUUUGGAAUCACACUUGGCCGAAACAUUAUCUGGCAGUAGUAGGAUGAAGAAUAAAACAUUUCCUUCUGAGAAUAAUUCUACUUGCUGGAUGCAUCAGCCUUAUAAAGUCAUCAGUGAAUGCCAUCCUUGUUCAGACUUCGAAAUCAGAAGUAAAAGCAUAGGAGUUUGCAUUCAUACAAGCUUUAAGGAAAUUUUAAAAUGUGAUAAUGGUGAAACAGUAACAAGAAGCUGUGAUCGUGUUGCAUAUUUAGAAGAGAGAGCAUUUUGGAAAUUUACCAUUUGGUCAUUUAUAUUAGGAACAAUAUCAUCUAUAGCUGUUAUGUUACGGAUGAGAGUUUUAAACCACAGGGCUAAAAGAAGAGCAAGACAAGUUUUGGCAAAUGGAUCAUUAUAAGUCUUUAAGUCAGACCUAUUGCCACUAAGUUUUUUUAUGAAUUGAACUCGCCAGGCGAGUGAGAGGCAUUGGUUGUGUUUAAUAUACAUAAAUAUAUUCUGUAUUAUUCAAUGUAACUUAAAA
Papilio machaon (common yellow swallowtail) is the source of this 814-nucleotide messenger RNA. It is a transcript of the gene JTBR, whose product is annotated as protein JTB. Lineage: Eukaryota; Metazoa; Arthropoda; Insecta; Lepidoptera; Papilionidae. The coding region runs from base 221 to 691 and encodes 156 amino acids. The record is from RefSeq and is a predicted model, not a curated record. Gene Ontology annotation, biological process: mitotic cytokinesis. Gene Ontology annotation, cellular component: cytoplasm; spindle; midbody. The transcript has 4 exons.